Messenger RNA from Solanum lycopersicum (tomato), 1673 nucleotides. Its product is annotated as enolase. The record is from RefSeq and is marked validated. Gene Ontology annotation, molecular function: magnesium ion binding; phosphopyruvate hydratase activity. Gene Ontology annotation, cellular component: phosphopyruvate hydratase complex. Gene Ontology annotation, biological process: glycolytic process. NCBI's taxonomy places the organism in Eukaryota, Viridiplantae, Streptophyta, Magnoliopsida, Solanales, Solanaceae.
ACAAACAACCAACACCUUCGAACGCAUAUCUCAAACUCAUACAUUACUCAUGGCAACUAUCAAAUCCAUCAAGGCUCGUCAGAUCUUCGAUAGCCGUGGUAAUCCAACGGUUGAGGUUGAUGUUUAUCUGUCAAAUGGCCUCUGGGAGAGAGCUGCAGUUCCUAGCGGCGCAUCUACAGGAAUAUAUGAAGCCCUUGAAUUGAGAGAUGGAGGGUCUGAGUACCUUGGGAAAGGUGUUUCAAAGGCUGUAAACAAUGUCAACUCAAUCAUUGGCCCUGCUCUUAUUGGCAAGGACCCGACCGAUCAGACUGGUCUCGAUAACUACAUGGUUCAUCAACUAGAUGGAACUCAAAAUGAGUGGGGUUGGUGCAAGCAAAAGCUUGGUGCAAAUGCCAUCCUUGCUGUGUCACUUGCAGUCUGUAAAGCUGGUGCUGCUGUCAAGAAGAUUCCACUUUAUAAGCAUAUUGCCAAUUUGGCAGGUAACAAAAAGUUGGUUUUGCCUGUUCCUGCUUUCAACGUCAUCAAUGGUGGGUCCCAUGCUGGAAACAAACUUGCAAUGCAGGAAUUUAUGAUUCUUCCUGUUGGAGCUUCUAGUUUUAAGGAGGCCAUGAAGAUGGGCUGUGAAGUGUAUCACCAUUUGAAGGCUGUGAUUAAGAAGAAAUAUGGCCAGGAUGCAACAAAUGUUGGUGAUGAGGGUGGUUUCGCUCCUAAUAUCCAGGAGAACAAGGAGGGUCUUGAAUUGCUCAAGACUGCCAUCGAAAAAGCAGGUUAUACUGGAAAAGUUGUCAUCGGAAUGGAUGUUGCAGCAUCUGAAUUCUAUGGAAAGGACAAAACUUAUGAUUUGAACUUCAAAGAAGAGAACAACAAUGGUUCCCAAAAGAUCUCAGGUGACCAGCUCAAAGAUUUGUACAAGUCAUUUGUGUCUGAGUACCCUAUUGUUUCGAUAGAAGAUCCAUUUGACCAAGAUGACUGGGAGACCUAUGCUAAGCUCACUGCUGAAAUUGGGCAGAAAGUACAAAUUGUAGGAGAUGACCUUCUCGUCACCAAUCCUAAGAGAGUGGCCAAGGCAAUCAGUGAAAAGACUUGCAAUGCCCUUCUUCUUAAGGUUAACCAAAUUGGCAGCGUGACUGAGAGUAUCGAAGCUGUGAAAAUGUCUAAGCAAGCUGGUUGGGGUGUAAUGACUAGCCACCGCAGUGGAGAGACGGAGGAUACCUUCAUUGCUGAUCUUGCUGUUGGUUUGUCAACGGGACAAAUCAAGACCGGAGCUCCCUGCAGAUCAGAACGUCUUGCAAAGUACAACCAGCUCUUGAGAAUUGAAGAGGAACUUGGUUCAGAUGCUGUAUAUGCCGGAGCAAGCUUCCGCGCCCCUGUUGAACCGUACUAACUUGCACUCUCUUGGACUGACCAAAUUCCCAGUGUGGAAAUGGUCAUUCUAGGACUUGCGAUCGAUUUUCGCGUUGAAACUUUUAACAGUUAUUGUUCUGAUGUUUUGAGCUUUGACAAUUCUGAACUGAGAAAUAAUUCUCGUAGGCAGAGCGGAUCUUAUUUUUAAGUUCUGACUGCUGGUUUUGUAACCGGGACUGCCGUUAGUAGUAGUACUUCAAGAUUUUGACUUUUUUGGUUUUGCAUGUCAUCAAAGAUUUUUCCUUGCUAUAUUGUAGCACAUUGUGGAA